Molecule: messenger RNA, 2466 nt
Organism: Symsagittifera roscoffensis
Lineage: Eukaryota; Metazoa; Xenacoelomorpha; Acoela; Convolutidae
Product: eukaryotic translation initiation factor 2-alpha kinase 1-like
Exons: 2
Coding region: 144-2318 (724 amino acids)
Biological process (GO): protein phosphorylation
Cellular component (GO): cytosol; nucleus; cytoplasm
Molecular function (GO): ATP binding; eukaryotic translation initiation factor 2alpha kinase activity
Source: RefSeq, a predicted model, not a curated record
ACUGCAGACUAUUAAUAGAAUUUUAGUACAAAAAUGAUUUUGCUUUGUCUCGAGUUGGAAUAGCAUUGGUCAAGAAAAGCUUUAAGUUUCUGCGAAGCUUGUGUUUACUUUUUGUUUUUCAGAGUGUUUAUAAUGUACAUAAAAUGAAUGGGAAAGAGAACUUUAAGCAGGAAAGGCAACAGCCUUCUGAAAGUGGAGAUGCAUUAGGUGAUAGAUACAGGUUUCAAACUACCUCAACCGAGGCUUCCGGUAGUGGUACAGUUGUUGAAAGUAGUGAUUCUGAUGCUAAUAUUAGAUCGCAGUGUGUCGCCUCCGUUCGGAGAAAUUACGUUACUGAUAACGGGGCUUCCUCUGGGCCGCUCAACAUGAGUAUACUUUUUGUAGGUCUGCUCGAGGUAAUUUUGGCUAAAGUCGAGUCUAAUAAAGCUGUUCGCGAAACUUUACUAAAAGUUAUUCUAGAAAAACUCCAAGAAUCCAAAAUUUUUCCAAACGUAUCAGAAGUACUUGAUGACCUGAAACCCCUUCGAAGGCAUUACCUGAAAGGUUUCUGGAGAAUUAUUCAGGAAGCAAGAAAAAAUAUUACUACCAUUGUGCCAUUGGGAGGUGCUCAGUCGAGUGCUAUAGACUUACAAACUCUCUCAUUGCCAUGUCCCAAAGAUUGGUUUACAGACUAUUUAAACGCGUCUCGAUAUGAGAGUAAUUUUGAGGAACUUGGAGUUUUAGGGAAAGGAGGCUUUGGAAUUGUUUACCGCGCAAGAAACAGAGUUGAUUUAACUCACUAUGCCGUAAAGAAAAUUUUUCUGAAAGAUGUGAAGCAUGAAGGGAAGCUGAAGAUCAUGCGAGAAGCCAGGGUGCUAGCAACACUUAAGCAUCCGAACAUAGUUUGCUAUCAUGGUGCUUGGAUGGAAUUUGUUGCAAAAUUGCCAGGGUGUUUCGCUGGAAUUUCUCGGAAUACAAAUUUAUCAUCAGAGGUGGAAUCAAGUUCUGCUCUUUGUUCUUCAAAUAAAAAGAAUAAAACUUCCGCAACGACUUCAACGUCAAAUGGAAAUGCAAACGAUUCUAAUGUUUCCGAUGAAUCAGAAGGUGGGAUUGUUUUUGGCACUGAACCAGCGUCUGCCAUAGAAACUAUUCAAAUUGAUCAAAUUAAAACAGAUAUGAAACUCGAAGUUAUUGAAAUUACAAGCGAAUCAGAUUGUGAAAGUUCUUCUAUUCCUUCCGAAGUUCUUAGAAAAUACUCGCAACCACUCGAGACAAGGCAAGCAACUGAAAAUCAGUCGAAUGGAGGUGCUGGAAGUACCUUCAAGUCUAGUUUGCAUGGUAGAUAUAGAAGCAGCCCCUCUUUCAGCAGAUCUUUCAGUUGUCCUAACUCUGUUGAUUUGGACAAAGUCGACAAACCAGCAGACACAAAUUGUUUAGAAGUUGCUGCUUUGCGUUACUCGAGUUCACAAGAAAUUUCAGGAUGUUUCGCGCUUUUCAUACAAAUGGAACUUUACGACGCAAGCUUAAAGCAGUGGGUAAAUCAGCGGAACGUACGAGCAGCAGAGUCUAAAAGUUCAUGGUCGUUCGUAGAGCACAAAUCAAAUUUGCAUAUUUUCAAGCAGAUCACAAGUGCUUUGAGCUACAUACAUAGUAAAAAUGUAGUGCACAGGGAUUUAAAGCUGCAGAAUAUUUUUAUUGACCCGAAAAGCUUGCACAUUUGGGUGGGUGAUUACGGAUUAGCGCGACAUAUCGACGAAUCCUUUGAAGAUAACUCAGAGGAAACAAAAGCAGAGGGAGAGAUUCUUCUGAAAUCGGAAACCAAAGUAUUGGGUCUUUCGGACGGAAUCGGAUCCUAUCCGUACGUGGCCCCUGAACUUUUGAAUGGCAAAGGAAGUUACACCUCAAAAGUGGACAUGUUUAGUUUGGGUAUUGUUUUAUUUGAGCUUUACAACCCGUUUUCAACUUCUAUGGAGCGGGCAAGAGUGAUCGAGCAGUUGAAGAAAACUGGGAAGGUUCCGGACCAGUCUAUCAGCAGAAAUUGGCCGACCGUUUGCAAAUACAUUGAAAAAUUGAUAGCGUUGGACCCGAAAGAAAGGCCCAGUGCAGAUAAACUACUAGAAAGUGCAAUUUUCUUGUCUGAAAAGAGAACAGGCGGAUCUAAUGAAAAAUGCGAUGAGGACAAUUUAACAACUUUGGCCCGUCAGUUUUCCCGUUUGAAGUCGGAACAUCAUCGUUUGCGGAAAAUUAUCUGCAGAAUGAAGAACAGAGAAAUGCUAAAGAGGAAAGAAAAUUUGAAACUGAAGCUACAAGUGGCCAAUUUAAAGAAGCGCGUCAAAUGAAGCUUCAAACAUGUGGUCUGUGAGUGAUGAAGCGCAGUUCUUAUAGUUUUGUCCUGCAGAGAUUGAGCUUGGUCUAUAAAUCCUGUUCUCUGUAAGAUGUUACGAAGUGAUCUUGUUUUGGGAUUUUAAAUUUUUGAAAGUCUAUGAA